Messenger RNA from Psammomys obesus (fat sand rat), 3719 nucleotides. RefSeq names its product RecQ like helicase 4 (gene Recql4). The record is from RefSeq and is a predicted model, not a curated record. Gene Ontology annotation, cellular component: cytoplasm; nucleus; chromosome. Gene Ontology annotation, molecular function: four-way junction helicase activity; zinc ion binding; ATP binding. The transcript has 22 exons. The coding region runs from base 13 to 3621 and encodes 1202 amino acids. Lineage: Eukaryota; Metazoa; Chordata; Mammalia; Rodentia; Muridae. Gene Ontology annotation, biological process: DNA replication; double-strand break repair via homologous recombination; telomere maintenance.
GCCCUGGCUCUCAUGGAACGGCUUGCGACCGUCCGCGCGCGGCUGCAGGAGUGGGAACGCGCGUUCGCGCGGCUGCACGGGCGACGGCCAGCGCAGGAGGAUGUGGAGGCGGCCCCUGAGGAGACGCGCGCGCUCUACCGUGAGUACCGUAACCUAAAGCAGGCAGUGCGUCAGGCCGGCGACGGACAGCGCAUCCUAGAGCGGUCACCCGCCAAGGCAGCUGAGGAGGCACAGGAGCCAAGCUGCUGGGGUUCCCACCUGAAUCGAGCUGCAACCCAGAAGGCACAGUCUAAGCCGAGACAGCGCCCGCUGAGUUCGGUACAAGACUAUGGGAAGAGGCUUAAAGCCAAUCUGCAAAGCACACUAAAGGCUGGGUCGACCCUGAGCCGAAAAGUGCAGCCUCAGAAGAGAUCCUUGUCCACGGCGCCCGUCCCAAGGCCACCAGGCCCAAGGACUGUGUCCACCAAUCCACAUGAAGCUGAUGAUGUGCUUCCCCAGCUUCCAGAGCCCCAGCCAAGGCUAGGCCAACUCCAGCAGCUUCGGGCAUCCCUGAGCCUGAGGUUAAAUUCCCUAGACCCUGGCUGGCUAGAGAGGUGUCACAACACAGUUUCAGACCUUCUCGAGGUUCCAAGUGAUGAUGGGCUUGACCUGGGUGCAGAGGAGUCACAACCGUGCAUGUUAGGCAAGGUGACUGCCGUUGAACCGGGCAUUCAUUCGGAAGACUCACAGAGCCCAGAGGCCCUAGCCCCACAGCCAGCCCGAGUUUUCUCACUGAGCCCCAAAUCCAGCAACAGUAAAGACAGGAAGCGCAAAUGGAGUGAGAAGUUGGAGGACUUUCCACAAGCCCAGGGCAGCAGUCAAGCCGAGGCUCUGUCUGAGAGAGCUACAGCACAUGAGAAAGACCCUCCUGUGCAAGUGGAUGCACCUCAGCCCUGCAACUCCUCAGAGAAGUGUAAGGGCACAGCCCACCACCGCAUCUCCUCCCGACCAGCUUUCCUGGACAGAGGGAACUAUGUUCGGCUCAACAUGAAACACAAGGCCUUUGUGCGUGCUGGGGCCAACCGAGGCAGGCUUCUCCGUAAGCAGGUAUGGAAGCAAAAAUGGAAGAAGAAAAGAGAGCAGUUUGGGGGAGGUGGACCCAGAACCACAGGCAAGGACACUUGUUUCCGGUGUGGUCAGUUUGGUCAUUGGGCAUCCCAAUGCUCUCAGCCAGGCCCCACCCUGACCAUCCAGGAGAAAGGUGGCAGGGAUGACGAAGAGUCCAUUUCCACUUUGGAAGAAGUAACACAGAGGACAGACACCACUUCCUGUCACCUCUCUGAUGAGGAAACAGAACUUGCUGGGCCAAAGGGACAAGAGCCUCAUCAUCCCACCCUAAUGUCGCCCCUCUACCCACCAGGGCCCUCGGGACAGGUAGUAGAAACCCCUGCUGAGGUAUUCCAGGCCCUAAAGAAGCUAGGGCACCAAGCCUUCCGCCCUGGACAAGAGCAGGCCGUCAUGCGGAUUCUUUCUGGCAUCUCCACUCUGCUGGUGUUGCCCACGGGUGCUGGUAAGUCUCUGUGCUACCAGCUUCCUGCGCUGCUGUAUGCCCAGCGAAGCCCCUGCCUCACCCUGGUGAUCUCUCCUCUCCUGUCACUCAUGGAUGACCAGGUGUCCGACCUCCCUUCCUGUCUGAAGGCAGCGUGCCUCCACUCAGGUAUGACCAAGAAACAACGAGAAUCUGUCUUGAAGAAGGUUCGGGCAGCCCAGGUGCACGUGCUGAUCGUAUCCCCAGAGGCCUUGGUCGGCUGUGGGGCUCGGGGCCCUGCCAACCUUUCCCGGGCCACUCAACUUCCUCCAGUUGCCUUCGCCUGCAUCGAUGAGGUUCACUGCCUCUCUCAGUGGUCACACAACUUCCGGCCCUGCUACCUGCGAGUCUGCAGAGUGCUUCGGGAGCAUCUGGGCGUGCGCUGCUUUUUGGGCCUCACAGCCACAGCCACUCGGAGCACUGCUCGUGAUGUGGCCCAGCACCUGGGCAUAGCUGAAGAGCCCGGUGGGUCAGCCACCGUCCCUGCCAAUCUGCACCUCUCCGUGUCCAUGGACAGAGACUCAGACCAGGCCCUGGUGACACUGCUGCGGGGUGACCGUUUCCGCACCCUGGACUCUAUUAUCAUCUACUGCACCCGAAGAAAGGAUACAGAACGGGUGGCUGCCCUCCUCCGGACCUGCCUGUCUAUGGCGGGAGAUUCAAGGCCUAGAGCUUGUGGCCCCGAGACUAUUGCUGAAGCGUACCACGCUGGCAUGUGCAGCCAGGCACGGAGACAGGUUCAGCAGGCCUUCAUGCAGGGCCGCCUGCGGGUGGUAGUGGCCACGGUAGCCUUCGGGAUGGGGCUGGACCGACCAGAUGUUCGGGCCGUGCUGCACCUGGGCCUACCUCCGAGCUUCGAGAGCUAUGUGCAAGCUAUCGGCCGUGCAGGACGAGAUGGGAAGCCUGCCCAUUGCCACCUGUUCUUGCACCCCCAGGGUGAAGACCUUUGUGAACUGCGCAGGCAUGCCCACGCUGAUGGCACUGACUUCCUGGCUGUGAAGAAGCUGGUGCAGCACGUGUUCCCACCCUGCACGUGCACCCACAGGCCUAGGUCCGGAUCCUCACUUGAGACCAAAGAGCACAAUGGCCAACAAACAUACCCCGUACUAGGACGGGCCUGCCUGGGCCAUAAGCGGGCACUGCCAGUGCAGUCUAUGGUACAGACUCUGGACAUGACAGAGGAGGCCAUUGAGACUCUCCUGUGCUACCUGGAACUACAUCCACAGCACUGGUUGGAGCUGCUGCCCUGUACCUAUGCUCACUGCCAUCUGCGCUGCCCUGGGGGCAGUGCCCAGCUGCAGACUUUGGCCCACAGGUGUCCGCCUUUGGCUGCAUGCUGGGCCAGGUGGCCACCUAAAGACACAAGUCAGGGCAGCAGCUCCUUAGACUUUGACAUGGUGGAGCUAGCAGACUCGAUGGGCUGGGAGCUGGCCUCUGUACGGAAGGCCCUCCAUCAGCUCAAAUGGGACCAAGAACCAAAGAAAGGUGCAGCACAGGGCACAGGGGUGUUCGUGGAGUUCAGGGAGUUGGCCUUUCACCUACACAGUCCUGGGGACCUGACAGAUGAGGAGAAGGACCAGAUCUGCGACUUUCUAUACAGCCGUGUGCAGGCUCAGGAGCACAAGGCCCUGGCCAGUCUACACCAAAUAUCCAAGGCCUUCCGAAGUGUGGCCUUUCCCAGUUGUGGACCCUGUUUAGAGCAGCCUGAUGAGGAGCACAGCAAUCAGCUGAAGACCUUGAUCAGCCGCUACUUUGAGGAAGAGGAGGAGGAAGUGGAAACUGGGAAGGAUAAGCAGGAGCCUGAGCCUGGGCAGACCCAGCUUCAGGACUGGGAGGACCAAAUUCGCCGUGACAUCCGCCAGCUCCUGUCCCUGAGGCCAGAGGAAAGGUUUUCAGGAAGGGCUGUGGCCCGCAUCUUCCAUGGCAUUGCAAGCCCCUGCUACCCAGCCCAGGUGUAUGGACAGGACCGGCGCUUCUGGAGAAAGUACCUGCACCUGAACUUCCAUGCUCUGAUGCGCCUAGCUACAGAGGAACUCCUGCUGAGAGGCCGAUGACUACCGUGCACGGGAGAGUGCGAUAUGAUUGAGGCCUGAGGCAGCCACUAACUACACAGCUGGUGUCCAGCUCAUCAAGGCAAAGCUAUCACUGAGUG